Messenger RNA from Microplitis mediator, 1619 nucleotides. RefSeq lists its product as uncharacterized. The record is from RefSeq and is a predicted model, not a curated record. Bases 52 to 1500 code for a protein of 482 amino acids. NCBI's taxonomy places the organism in Eukaryota, Metazoa, Arthropoda, Insecta, Hymenoptera, Braconidae. Gene Ontology annotation, molecular function: RNA binding; ribonuclease T2 activity. Gene Ontology annotation, cellular component: extracellular region. Gene Ontology annotation, biological process: RNA catabolic process. The transcript has 2 exons.
CAACCUUCAACAUCUGGAGGCUCGUCAUCUUCUGUAAAUCCAUUCGCAAGAAUGCCAAAUUUAAAUAAUCAAAGACAUACUUCACCACCCAGAGCAACUACUAGCCGACCCCAGUCACCACCCAGAGCAUCUACUAGCCGACCCCAGUCACCACCCAGAGCAUCUACUAGUGGAUAUAAUGCACGUUCUGGUUCUCCCCCGAGAUCUACGCCACCUACUCCACCUCCACCUCCACCUCCACCUCCCGCACCCACACCCCCACCCGUACCGCCAAGUUUCGCCGCUCAAAGCUUCGAUCCACGAAGGAAAUAUGACAUGAGACAGCUUCUUCAGAAUGAUGCUGUACCAAUCCCAACAAAUCCUGUUUCAGGACUAGUUAGAAGAAGAGACGUACCUGAUGUCCAUAAUUCGAAAGAUCUUUCGAAUAUAAACAUUCAGCCAGGUACUAUUAAAUAUUUCGCUACUGUACAUAAAAAAAUUGUUUCGUCAAACAAAAAUCUCACGCCUGAUCAGAGGAGACAGAGACAUCAGCAUCUUAAAGAUUUACAACGAAAAAUGGCUACACCUGGAUCUUCUGUACAACUUCCUAAUAAUAACCAAAAUGCUGCUGCUGGUCAGCAUCAAAAUGCUGGGGGUCUUAAUGGUCAGAAUCAAAAUGUUGGGGGUCAUAAUGGUCAGAAUCAAAAUGCUGGGGGUCAUAAUGGUCAGAAUCAAAAUGCUGGGGGUCAUAAUGGUCAGAAUCAAAAUGCUGGGGGUCAUAAUGGUCAGCAUCCAACUCCUGGUGUACAGAAAACCCGUAAAACGCUGGACGAUGUUACACCGAAACAGCAGAAAAAAAUAAAAUGUGGCAAGCCGGGAUCAACAACUCAAAGUUGUUUUGAUUAUUAUGCAUUUUCUAUGUUUUGGUUACCUACGAUGAUUCGUUCAACACACGCAAGAAGAGCAACACCUGUGCCGAGAGAAGAUAAAUGGACAAUUCAUGGAUUAUGGCCAAACAGGAAAGGUUUGCUGACAGCUCCGCCCAAAGCGUGUGAUGUCAAGAAUAUGCCUUUUGAUGCUAGCAAAUUGAAUGGGAUAAGACACACGUUAGAAAACAACUGGUUCGCGGCAUCAUCAGACAAUGAACAAUUCUGGCACCAUGAAUGGGACAAACAUGGCAAGUGUGCAGCACGUUCGAUAUUUAUUAACGACAUUGAGGGUUACUUCAGAAAGGGAAUUAGUUUGGGGAAUACACAUAGAUUUGGUGAUAUUUUGGAGGCAGCAGGUUUUCGUCCUGGAUCUACAAUGACGGUUCAACAGAUAUAUGAUACUAUUUCUCUCCAUUAUGGUACGCCAGAUAUUGCAAUUUGGAAAGACGUGACAACUGACUUAACAUAUUUGAGAGAAAUAAGAGUAUGUUUAAACCAUCGGUUCCAUCAAAUGGAUUGUCCAGUAACGCCUCCACAUGCCGACGUUAUGGCUCAAGAAAUUACUUAUUUGUCAAUUGCUUCAGUCCCUUAAUUAUUAAUAAAUAAAACUUUUUAACUGAGACUGCAGUCAUCUGCUAUUUCAAUUAAUUAUUUUAUGAUUAUUUUAUAACAAAAAAUAUAUUAUUUUCCUUAUAAAAGAAGGAUAUAAAA